Molecule: messenger RNA, 2070 nt
Organism: Wasmannia auropunctata (little fire ant)
Lineage: Eukaryota; Metazoa; Arthropoda; Insecta; Hymenoptera; Formicidae
Product: monocarboxylate transporter 4-like
Exons: 10
Coding region: 1-2070 (689 amino acids)
Biological process (GO): transmembrane transport
Molecular function (GO): monocarboxylic acid transmembrane transporter activity
Source: RefSeq, a predicted model, not a curated record
AUGCUGGUGGAUGACUGCGGAAGCGGGAUGGGGUGGACUACGGCUAGCGUGCGCGGCGGUUGGUCCACCCCGGCAGGAUGCAGAAAUUCGGCCAUGAGCUUCGGCGGCAGUGUGCCGUCGUUGCACCCGACCGGUUCGAUAAGAUCGUUGCGCUCGCAACACUCCAUGCAGGCUCCGCCCGAGACACCGCGAAGAUGCAUACAUUGUCAUCCGGUACAUGUCCCAAGCACCCCCAAUAAUUACAUGCAACAUCCCAUGCAGUACUAUACGCCGACUCAUUGUGUAGAGGGUCAAAAUGGCACGUACACGCCGCACCGUGGAAGUUCGUAUCACGGCGACACUCGUCUGCGUUACGUGGACACCGAUGAAACUAUGGGUGGCAAUACGAAUUGGGUCCUGGGCGAUCUACGCAAUCUGCAUCGUUGCGUACCUGCAUUUCGUCGUCCAGGGAUAGACGUCGCCGGUAUGCGGGCGCAUUUCUAUCCGGAGGGUGGAUGGGGCUGGCUGGUCUGCGCCGCCGGUUUCCUCGCCCUGUUGCUCACCACCGGGAUGCAGCUCGCUUUCGGAUUACUUCACCUCUACGCCGCGCGACAUCUUGGUGAGGUCCAUUUGAUGGACAUAGUGUGGGCGGGGGCGUUGAGCGCCGCGAUCUCCCGUGGUUCAGCGCCGCUGGUCGUCGGCGCGUGUCGCCGUGGCAAUACGAGGCUUACGGCGGUGAUCGGUGGCCUCGUGCUGGCUCUGGCGUCGUUCUUCACCUCGUUCGCCGUCCAGAUGCAUCAAGUGCUCCUUAGCUACGGCCUGGUGCUGGGCACGGGUGCUGGCCUCGUGAGGGAAACCGCCAGUCUGGUGUUGGGCAAUUACUUCAGAAAACGACGGGAGUUCGUCGAGAUGGUGGUGCAGGCCGGUACCGGCGUGGGAAUAGUGCUCUUCAGCGUCGUCUACAAAGAAGCGGUCGGGAAACUGGGCUGGCGGCUGGGGCUUCAAUCGGUAACCGGAGCGCUCUCGCUGGCCUUCUUCCUGGGGCUGAUUUACCGGAGUGCCUCGCUGUACCACCCUCAGCGGCGGGCCAUGGUGCAUCUAAAGAAUCAGCGCGGCAAAGUCAAAGAGAAGAAAUCCGCGGCCAAAGUACCGAGGCAGCCGCUGGUCGACCUGAGUCCCCUGGGAUCGCGUCCCGUGAGAAUGCUCAUGCUGGCCGCCGGUGCCGCCGGUUUCGGUCUUUACACCCCCGCCUUCUAUAUCGCAUUGCAGGGCUACCAGGAUGGAUUGGAGGCGAGCGCCCUGGUGCUGCUGCAGACCUUCCUGGGCCUGGCGGCGGCACUCGGAUGCGCGGCUUUGGGGGUAGUUAUCGUCAGACCUUCCGCUCAGUGCCUAGUGUCCAGGCAAUAUCUCUGUCAAGCGGCGCUCAUUGGAGUCGCCGUAGCUCAAGUGGCGCUCGGUAGCGUGCAAGGUUAUCACGGGCUCGUGCUGGCCUCCGCGCUUUACGGCGCCUCGCUCGGCGGCACGCUCUACUCCCUGAAGAUGCUGGCCCUGGAGAGGCUGCGAGCGAGACACUUCGCCAGAUCGUGGGCUUUGGUGCAGGCCGCGGAAGCCCUGCCCAUCCUUCUCGGAGUUCCUCUCACAGGUUACAUGAACGCGAGCAGCCCGCGGGUGGGUUACUACGCGUGCACGCUGAGUUCCUUGUGCGGCGCGGCGCUCCUGUUCCUGGUCGGCUGGGGCCGGCAGCCGGCGUCGCCGGUUCUGCCGGGGCCGCGGCUCUCGAGCCUCGGCCUCGUGCCGCCGCCGCCGCCGUGCGUGUGCCCGCCGCCGCCGCGGCCGCGGCUGCCCAAGUCGCAGUCCCUGCACGUGCCGCUGGACGUCGAGGACGGCAUGCGCGACCGCGACUUCGUCGAGCGGGUGCACCACGACCACCACCCGAUCGUCGACCAUUACUGCCAUCCGCAGUUCCACCACGCGCCGUUGCGGCCCAGCAAGAGCGUGCCGGAGGGCCUUGGCCAUCAGGAUCCGUAUCGGACCCGGCCGCGACGCCACCGCGACAUCACCGUCAUCGAGCAGAUCACCACCAGCGUGUAA